AUGGAAGGUGCAAAACAAGGCAUUGUUGUGGCUGGUGGUCAAGGAUAUGGAAAUGGUUUUGGGCAAUCGUCGUAUCCAAAAGGAGUCGUUGUCGAUCAAUUGGGGACUGUCUAUGUGGCUGAUUAUUUUAAUCGAAUCAUGCGUUGGCCCAAAGGAGCCACACAGGGAAGUGUCAUUGUUGGCGGAAAUGGUAUAGGAGAACAAUCAAAUCAACUCACUUGGCCCUACGGUUUGUCAUUCGAUCGGCAAGGCAAUCUUUAUGUCGCCGAUCACGCAAAUCAUAGAGUACAAAAAUUUAAUAUCGAAUAA
Molecule: messenger RNA, 309 nt
Organism: Rotaria sordida
Lineage: Eukaryota; Metazoa; Rotifera; Eurotatoria; Philodinida; Philodinidae
Source: the annotation of a GenBank genome assembly